AUGGCUGAACGUAAAGUCCUCAACAAGUACUUCCCCCCAGACUUCGACCCGGCCCUCAUCCCGCGCCGCAAGCAACCCAAAGAUCUCCAACACAAAGUCCGUCUCAUGACCCCAUUCUCCAUGCGAUGCAACACCUGCGGUGAAUACAUCUACAAGGGCAAGAAAUUCAACGCCCGCAAGGAGACCACCGAGGAGACCUACCACAGCAUCAAGAUCUUUCGCUUCUAUAUCCGUUGUAACCGCUGUGCAGCCGAGAUCACAUUCAAGACCGACCCCGCCAACUCGGACUAUGUGGCCGAAAUUGGUGCUCAACGCAACUUUGAGCCCUGGAGAGGGGAUGAUUCUGCGAGCGUGGAAAAGGAAGAGGAGGAAGAGAAUAAUCCAAUGAAGGCGCUUGAGAACAGGACUCAGGAUUCCAAGCGUGAGAUGGAGAUCAUGGACGCAUUGGACGAGAUCAGGACUCGGAAUGCGGUGAAUGAACGAGUUGAUGCCGAUACGCUCUUGAACCGGAUCGUGGGAACUGAGGAAGAUAUUGCGCUCAAACAACAACAACUCGAGGACGAGGAGGAUGACCGGUUAGCCAAGGCCUUUUUCAAGGAUGCGGAUGGGGAGACCGUCAAGAGACUGCGCGAUGAUCUCGAAGGGUUGGAUGACGAGCCCGAUGCUGCCAAAAUUGCAAUGGCAAAGUUCUCGCAGCCUCUGACCCUCCCGGACUUUAGCACGCCCUUGGCCAAGAAGCGCAAGCAAGGUGGAUCAUUGGGAUUGGUCAAGAGCACAACAGCAGCAGCACCAAUACCGUCAACGUCUACAUCCAAAGCAACGCCUUCUUCGUCUGCAGCGGCAUCGACUUCUUCGUCUUCAGCUUCAAAACCAGUGGCCAAACCCGCGUCGUUGAUGUCACUCGUUGGAUCCUAUGGGUCUGACUCUGACUCUGACUCGGAAUAA
Molecule: messenger RNA, 945 nt
Organism: Linnemannia hyalina
Lineage: Eukaryota; Fungi; Mortierellomycota; Mortierellomycetes; Mortierellales; Mortierellaceae
Source: the annotation of a GenBank genome assembly